Messenger RNA from Temnothorax curvispinosus, 3161 nucleotides. Its product is annotated as trehalase-like. The record is from RefSeq and is a predicted model, not a curated record. Bases 197 to 1975 code for a protein of 592 amino acids. Gene Ontology annotation, biological process: trehalose catabolic process. Gene Ontology annotation, molecular function: alpha,alpha-trehalase activity. The transcript is spliced from 9 exons. Lineage: Eukaryota; Metazoa; Arthropoda; Insecta; Hymenoptera; Formicidae.
GCGACGGAGAUAUAAUGGAUCAGCGAGUACGCGCUCGGCUAUAGCGCCCGAGAUACGUCCCGGGGGCAGGAACUUGGCCGAUUUUUGCGCCCGGCGACGUCGAUCACGCGCGCGUGUCACGAUCAACGCUCUCUCGCGAUCGAUCCCUCGGAUCUCGCUUGUCUAUCCGCGCGCGCGCGCGCCACGCGAUCGACAUAUGUUAACCGGGUCGAACCGAACACGGCUGACCAUGAGCGUCGCGGUUUUCAUAAUCUCUUCCGCGAUCGCCCUGAUCGACGCGGCCUCGAUCGUGCGUGUCACCACCACCACCACUCCCCCUGGACCACCCGAUCUCUGCCACAGCCAAGUUUACUGCGAAGGGCCGCUGUUGCAUACGGUGCAGCUCGCUGGAAUUUUUAACGACAGCAAAACCUUCGUAGACCUCUACCAGCUGCACGAUCCAAAUGUGACCGUCGGAAACUUCAAUGCUUUGAUGAAGGCUACCAACAACUCCCCUAAUCGCAGCGAGGUAGCUGCGUUUGUCGCGCAAAACUUUGCUAUGCAGGACGAGUUGGAUAAUUCAACGUUGCCGGACUGGAAGGAAAAUCCCGUCAUCCUAAAAUCCAUUCAGGAUCCUCAGUAUCAAGAAUGGGCGAAACGUUUGAACCGCAUUUGGGAAACUUUGGCGAGGAAGAUAAAUAACGACUUGGUGGUCAAUCCGCAGCGACACAGCUUAAUUUACGUGAAUAAUACUUUCAUCAUUCCCGGUGGACGAUUUAAAGAGUUUUAUUAUUGGGACAGCUACUGGGUAAUCGAGGGACUCUUGUUAUGCGACAUGCCCGUCACCGUUAAAGGGAUGAUCGAGAACUUCCUCUCUAUGGUGGACAGAUUCGGCUUCGUACCGAAUGGCGGUAGAGUUUAUUACUUAUCGCGAAGCCAACCGCCCUUGUUAAUACCGAUGGUCGCCAAGUAUUACGAGUACACGAACGAUAGGAAAUUUUUGAAAAAUAACAUAGCGCUCCUCGACAAGGAAUUUGAAUAUUGGCAAAACAAGAAGACGAUGGAUGUAACGAAGAACGGUAGGACGUACAAGAUGGCGCGUUACGUGGUAAACAGCAACGGACCUCGACCGGAAAGUUACAAGGAGGAUUAUCAGCUGGCGCAGCGAGUGCCGGAGCAGGCGCGAGGGCCGAUUUACAACGACUUGAAAGCCGCGGCGGAGAGCGGCUGGGACUUCUCCUACAGAUGGUGCAUACGGACUGACAAGACCGGCAAUCUCAGUCUCGUCAACGUCUCCACGAGCGACAUCAUACCCGUCGAAUUGAAUGCGAUAUUACAGCGGAACGCCAGGAUGCUCGCCUACUUUCACGGUGUCCUGCGUAACAUGAGGAAAGUCUGGUAUUACACCAAAAUUGCCUCGGACUAUCAAGCUGCCAUCGACAAUGUGCUGUGGAACGAGGAUAAGGGAACCUGGCUAGAUUACGACACGAGAAAUAAGCGAUCCAUGAAUUCGUUCUACCCUUCGAAUCUGGCGCCUCUGUACACAAUGAGCUACGAUCGAAACAAGAGGGUUAAAUAUGCGAUGCAAUCCAUUAGUUAUCUCAAAAGAAACAAGAUUGAUUCGUACGUUGGUGGCACGCCAACUUCCGUGAACUAUACCGGCGAACAAUGGGACUUCCCGAACGCCUGGCCGCCGUUGCAGUCCUUCCUGAUUCUGGGUCUCUAUCAAACCGGAGUGAAAGAAGCGGUCGACUUGGCCGAGACACUGGCCGACAGGUGGCUUAGAUCGAACUACCUCGGUUACGACGAGUACGGCAAGAUGUUCGAGAAGUACAACGCGAUACAUCCCGGCGAGAGUGGCGGCGGCGGCGAGUACAACGUGCAGGAAGGCUUCGGUUGGACAAACGGCAUCGUCUUCGAGUUCCUCCGUCUCUUCCCGGGAGCGAAGUACGCGGAUGACCCCAUAUUCGACGGCGGCAACGGCAUUGACAGAUAAUACACGUGAACGGAUCAGUAGCUAAUUGACUCCGUAGGAGUUAGCUAGUUAAGUAUCUUUCCAGAAAAAAAAAGAAUAAAUCGAGAUAAAACGGAUUGAGAGAAAUUGACACGGAAUUCGCGUCAUUUUUUUUAAAUUGAAUUCUUAACUUUUAAAAUUAGAGAUCGAUCGGAACACGUUUUCUUCGUAUCGCCAAAACAGUCUGCUUCACAGAAUUUUUGUAUCUCCUGCUAUCGUCUGUCUUUUUCACGGUAUUAUUGAAGAUACAGUAUAUUUGAUUUUUUAUUUUGAGAACACUUAACAAAAGUUUAUAUAUUUCUUUGAACAGUAGGACAAUUUGAUUUGGGCUACAUUUCUAUUAAAAUUCCAUGUUUACGGCAAACAUGAUUGUCACGAAAGUAAAAAUUACUAAAAACACUAAAAAAUUAUCUAAAUACAUUGAGAACCUAGCGGGAUUUAGGUAUUAAAUAUUUAUUAGACAUUUAAUGAUGAGCGUAGACAACGCGGAGAACUUGUAACGAGUCUAGUCCACAAAAGAGGAAAAACCAGGGCAGCGCAAAGAUAUAUACCCAUCGUACUCUCAUUGCGGGGAGUACUCUCGUACUCUAAAAUUACAGUAAGUUUCCAUGAGUCCACAAAGGACACACUCAGGUCGGCGCAAAAGGGUUGCAACUAACAAGGACGCGCGUUUCAUCUCCUUUUUUGUUCCUUCAAUUUUUCUACGCGGAGAUGUAGAUCUCAUUAAACAUCUGCGUACCGAGCAUAUAUAAUUACUUGUAUCGCGUGAAUUAACGCGAGUUGAGGGCUGGAUUUCCGCCCUCGUAUUGCGCGUCUCGCCGACCGUUACCUUCGCCUCGUUUGUCGCACGCGCGACCCGCGAUCGAAAAACUCUUUUUUUUUUCCGAAAGCAGCUGAAAUACGUUACGGAGAUUGCGGUUUACUCGAGGAUCAAUGGGUCGGACAUUGAAUUGUUUAGAACUGUAAAAUGUUACUGCUCUUUCGCAGCGUGCCUCUUUUUCGUUGUCGCGUCGUUAUGCACGAGUGUUGCUAGAGCACGUUUUUUUCUAGGUCAAGUUACACCACUUCGCUAAUUCCGUUUGACGGUAAAACAAAUAACUUGUUAGUCGCACUUUAUCGCACAUUGAUGUAACAAAUUGUUGAAUAAACACGAAUAAUAAUGCUUUUA